AUGCAGACCAACGUGCAAAUCGACGCGAAGACGCUGCGGCACUCGCCCGAGCACGGCAAGAAGGGCGUCUACAGACCCACCGCUGAGGAGUUAGCAGCAUCAACGCCCACGCAACGAAACUGGCGCGGUAUCCUAAUCGCCCUGCUGGUCAUUGCAGCAGUCCUGGGUCUGAUUGUGUUCAGCAUCGCCCUGCUCACACCGGGGGGAGAGGGGGGCAAAGUCAGGGGGAGGAGACCGACCUUGCAGACUCUGCUCGGAUUAGGGUACAAGCCCUUCAAUGGCACUUGGCUUACAGACGAAGAACUGGUGUUCCGUGACCGGUGGGGAGGAUUGACCCUCUUCAACGUGAGGAACUUCACCACGAGGCUGCUCAUGAAUAAUUCUACAUUCAGAGAGCUAAAUGCCGUGGACUUCAGUGUAUCAGCAGACUUGAAAUAUGUACUGCUCAUAUCAGACGUGAAGCCGGGCUGGCGGCACGGCCGGCUCGCGCGGUACCACGUCUAUGACGUCAUAAACAGGAAUAAGAUUCCUGUAUCUCCCGACGAGGACGACCGUUCAGCCCCCUUGCUGCAGUACGCAGAGUGGUCCCCCGUCGGCUCCAGCCUGGUCUUCGUUCACGACAACGACAUUUAUUACAAACCGAGGGUUUUGAAGACACUAGUCUGCCGUAUCACUAAAACUGGUGUGCCGGGUGUAAUCUUCAAUGGCGUGCCCGACUUCCUCUACGAGACGGAAGUGCUUCGCCUGGACCGAGCGCUAUGGUUCAGCCCGGACGGACAGACCCUAAUGUACGCCACGUACAACGAUUCGCUAGUACAACAACACAAGUACUCAUGGUACGGGCUGGACCAACAAGAGCCACCAGCCUAUCCUAGUAUAAAGGCUCUGAGGUAUCCUAAGGUGAAUUCAAACAACCCAGUGGUGACGGUAUACGUUGUCAGUCUGAAGAUUCCUAAAUUUCUAUUCCCACACGCCAUACAGUUCACCUCUCAGGUUGACAAAGACUGGUACGUGCGUUGGACAUCCUGGAUAUCGGAGAGGCAGGUGGCCGUGCUGCUGCUGAACAGACCGCAGAACGUUUCCAUCGUCAGCCUCUGUAACGCUGCUACUUACAACUGUCAGGAUAUAUACCGUGAUGAAACUGACGGCACUCGGUGGUCAGGCCUCGGCGCAGAACCCGUAGAAGAUGACUGCGGGUGGUGCAGAGGAGGAGCCCUGGUCGGGGGUCGAGGGGGAAUCUUUACGACAGCCCCAGUGACCGACCAACCAGGGACGUGGAGACAUGCGGUCAAGAUCAGUCAGGAUGCGAGGACGCCGCUUACGCAGGGCACCUUCGAGAUUACGCAAUUGGUAGGGUGGGACGAAAGGAGACGUUUUUUAUAUGUAAUAGGCACUAUCCCCGACAAAGCGCGGCAAGGCGAGCGUCACUUGUACAGGGUGCAAGUCCCCCUCGACCCGGUAACGUGGCCUGAACCGCCUCUUUGCCUGACUUGUCCUGACGCUGAAGCUUUGGUCGCCGACAGCACUAUGGAGACAAGUAACGACGACGCGGAGUUCGACAACGGGACAUCAUCUCUCCCUGCCUGGCCGACCUCCACGGUGCUUCCUCACAUCGCUGAUGAAAAUGAUACCUUGCCGACUGUGUGUCUUUAUAACAGGGUCAUAUUUAGCAAGAACUUCUCUUACUAUGUUCAGGAAUGCUUGGGUCCCGGGCCGCCUGCCUACUUCCUGUGCACGGCAGCAGGCGUGCGCAAAGCCGUGUUGUGGGACGGACAACCAUUACGGCAGAAGUACGCCGCUCUAGCUGCGCCGCAAUCCAAAGUUUUUAGGGUUGAGGUGCAAGCUGACCGUGAAGCUCGUGUACGCCUGUAUUUACCACCGGGAUUUAGAGAAACGGAUGAUUUACCGUUGCCGUUGGUGUUGCAUGUAUCCGCCAAACCCGGAGGUCAGUUAGUAACUGAAAGAUGGAAACCGGACUGGGGCUGGUACCUUGCUGCAGCUAGGAACUUUAUCGUUGCUGAGAUAGAUGCUAGAGGCGCCGGAGGUCAGGUAAAGUUAUUUACAAAUCUUGCGAAACGAAACCAAUGUGACAUUUCUAGGAUUAAUUAUAGACCAAAAGAUGAAUUGGAGGGAGCAAACGGACAAAGUAUGUGCUAA
Hyposmocoma kahamanoa is the source of this 2157-nucleotide messenger RNA. Its product is annotated as dipeptidyl aminopeptidase-like protein 6. Bases 1 to 2157 code for a protein of 718 amino acids. Gene Ontology annotation, biological process: proteolysis. NCBI's taxonomy places the organism in Eukaryota, Metazoa, Arthropoda, Insecta, Lepidoptera, Cosmopterigidae. The transcript has 14 exons. Gene Ontology annotation, molecular function: dipeptidyl-peptidase activity. The record is from RefSeq and is a predicted model, not a curated record.